GCUUUGUGCACAGCUUAGAUGUUUCGACACAUACCCCGUCCCAUUUCUUGUGGUCCAAUACCGACGAUCGUACUCUCUUAGCUCCAUCCUUUGACUUCUUGGCUUUCUCUUGGCCGCUUGACUCUGAACCCCUUGGCUCUUAGAGAAUGCUGCUUUUCCAUCUUCCCAGUGGCCUGAGUGGACGGACCACAAUCCACAUCCUGACACGCCAUACUCUGCCGUUCUGAGCUACGCCAUGAGUCCAUGUCCAGAUUGGUCGUCAUUGCGCUGUAGCGCACAUCCUCUCCGCUGUGGCUCAGCAUCAUGCACGUAGAGGCAUCGUCAAAGCUUGAUCACCGUUUCUCACACACGCUCCGUCCAGGAGAGGGGCUGAGGGUUCCUCGGAAGAGACCUAUAAUAAGGCGCAUCAGCUCCUCGAAUUGUUUCUCUUGUCACCCUCGACUGAUAUCUGUUGAAGCUCGUUGCAUAGUCAAGGCUAGUCCUUCAGUUCGUUCCUUCAUUCUUCAUCGCUUGCCUGUGGCAUAGCAUUACCAUCUUUUUUUUUCUGUGAAGCUUCUGAUCAGCACACUCCUUUUCGAGCUGACAUUUGUCUCACGUCGCAAGCCGGUUCUGCGAUUUCGAAUCCAACAAGUUCAGUCUUCACAACACAGUCUCUACGACAAUGUUUUGCAAAAGCAUCUCAGCCGCCUUUGUGGCCACACUCUUCGCAUCUGCGAACGCACAUUUCUUCAUCAGCACACCCGUGCCUAUCCCUGGCUCCGCUCCCAAGGACCCAUUGGACGCUUCAGGAGAUAAUUUUCCAUGCCACGGUGCUGAUUUGACCCAAGGGCAGACCACCUCAAUGGCAGCUGGUAGUAGCCAGCCACUCCAAUUCGAUCUCGGCCAAGGUGCAAACACUGCCGUUCAUGGUGGUGGAUCCUGUCAAAUAUCUCUCACCUACGAGACUGAUGCUACUAAGCUGAAGGAUCCAGCUAAUUGGAAGGUCAUACAUUCUUUUGUUGGUGGAUGCCCAACAAAUGCAAAGGGCAAUCUUCCCACGGCUGUGGCAUGCCCAACCAGUGCGCCCGAUUGCGUGUACCAGAAUUUGACUUUCCAAAUUCCUCAGGAAGUUCAGAAUGGCAAUGCCAUUCUAGCCUGGACCUGGUUCAAUAAUAUCGGAAACCGCGAAAUGUACAUGAAUUGCGCCAAAGUCUCCAUCACUGGUGGCAUAGGCCAGAUGGACAGCCUGCCCGCAAUGGCCGUUGCCAACCUAGCGAGCAUCAACUCCUGCAGCACGACCGAGCAAUUCAACACUGAUUUUCCAGAUCCAGGCCAAUAUGUCACCAAGGACACGACUCUGAACUACCCCUUGAAGCUCAUGCAGGGUACCGGUUGUGGUACAGGUCAGGGUAGUAGUGGUUCGACCGGAGGCUCGACGGGCGGUUCUACAGGAACAACCGCAGGCGGCUCGACGGGCAGCACUGCAACAUCUGCCAGCAGCGGCCAGUACACGGCCGUCCCAAGCUCAGGUACCGGAAACACCGGAGCGGGCUCAGGAAACCCAGGCGGCGUCUUCGCACCAGGAGCUUCCCCAACUGCAACCCAGAUUGCCACGACCUUCGUCACCUCGGCCGUCGCUCCAGCUGCGACCGGCUCGACCGGCUCAGGCUCGACAGGCUCAGGCUCGACAGGCGCAUCAACCGGCACCACCGGCUCGUGCACAAAUGGUCAGGUUGCGUGCUCAACUUCAGGCUUCUACUGUAUCGACUCGACCACGUUCGGCAUGUGCGCCUGGGGUUGCGCCACGCCAAUGCAGAUGGCCGCCGGCACCGAGUGCAGCGGCGGAGCCGUCAAGGCCAUUGCCUCUACCCAGAAGGAGAAGCGGACGCAUCCACGACAUCUCCAUGCUCGGGCUCACCAGAUGCGACACAUCAGCCCGCUACUAUGAGGACGCGACCUCAUGUAAAAUUCUAACCCCUCUUCUUCUUCUACGCUGUUUUCUUACCGCCAGAGACUCUGCAUUGCGAGCACUUGGGUCAUCAACUUUUUGUUCUUGUACAAUCUGCAUUUUUCUAGGCUUCCUGUCAAAGAGGCCAGCCACCAGGAUCAGGGAAGGCUUCACCUCAAUGAUUACAUGUGUGUAUAUCAUAGAACCCUUGGAUUCUUGAGCCAGACUUGGCCAAAUGAAGAAAAUCUUUGCUACCAUUCUCUCUGUGCCUGCUCUUUCGAUUCUUUCUCCCGCAGCCGACGUAACGGUCCAACCCGAGGAUCGAGUGACGAAUUGUACAACCAACGAGGGCCGUUCGGUCAUCCCCGAAGCGGGAGGGGAACAUGACACAGCGUUGCUUUCCGGACUGUGUCCCCGCCGCUUUGGCAGUGCGUCGCCAAAGAUGAGCCCCAGCCUCGGCGGCCUAGCCGGUCCAGACGGGCCGCGACGCGAACCUGCCUGCGAGCUACUCGCACCGCCUCGCAAAGCAAAAGUGUAGAUCGCACGAGCCGAAAAGAAAAAAAAAAAAAACCAAAAAGCCACGAAAACACGCAGGGCACUGUUCACCGCCAGCUUCUGUUUUGUGGCGACAGGUUUCCCCAGCACGUACUACGCCACAUGUGGGGAUUGACGUUUCGAAAGAACCCUGUUUGAGAUGUCGGAGAUGCUUGCACGAUGGGGUUCGCCGUGGAACGCAUCCAUGCCAGGCAUUCUUCAGAUUAAAGUGUUCCGCCAAGACGGUUCGAUUGCCGCUGGAAGGGAAAGCGUCGAACACGACAAGGAGUAGAAUCGGAUGAUGCAAUUUUGGAAGGCAUUGCUUGUGCAAUUGAUCGUGCGGCACACUGGAUUUCAUUACCAUGAGGAUACACUUUUCUUAUUGUCUCUGCUCGAUUAGUAAGGAGAUCUCACAGGGCAGAAUGCGGAUCAAACCGCCGAAUUAUUUUUGAGUCGGAAGAGCAAGGGGCAAGCGUGGUGGGACGCAGAUAUUUGGCCAUUACAUAAAGUAUGUUUGGCACUGUUUGCCACAUGUUUCUUCGAGUGUUUGUCCGGAAGGAAACUUGAGUACAAUGUAACCUUCAAGUGGCCACAUUAGGUUCUAAGAAUACACACGCACAAGCAUACCAACCCGAAUGCCACCGUGUGGAGAUUUCGCGGAUUCUCGGCCAAGUUUUGUUUACAAAAGUACAUGUACGUAUCUCACCGCGGACAUGGCAUGUGUAGCUAGACAACUGGAAGAGUGAAUGCAGCGGGCAUAGCACGUGCAAGCACCACUCAGUGACGGAACGCCUUGAGCUCGCGCUUCCUGGGUGAACGGGUCAGUGUACGUACAAAAGUGUGUAUAUUGCCACUCAUUAAUUUAUUCGAGGACACCGGGCAUGUGCGCUGUAUGGCAUGGGCAAAGGUGUACGUAGGUGUACAAGCCUUAUGCAGUACACUCAUCGAAGAGAGCGAUCGGCACCGACUUCCCAAGAAGGCAGCUUGAGGACAGACAGCACCGCCACAGCUCAUAUAGAUGUUUAUAUUGUUUGUUCCGCUUGUCAACAAGGGGGGCGUUCGGCCUGAGUAAGGGGCCAGGGCAGGGCAGGGCUAACAAUGUUUCACGCCCACCUGGUCCCCAGGAGAUUGCAUGAAACAAUGUGAGAGGGGAGACAUCGCACUACCAAGGCAGACAGGGAGUGGGGCGUUGCAGCAAAUGGAAGCGUAGCAGUCAAGAAGACGAUGUGACAAGGUGACGGACGAAAAAUGGCAGAUGGUCAUGUAACGUACCACCAGGCAAGAAAAUUCAUCGUCGAGACAUCGA
Verruconis gallopava is the source of this 3767-nucleotide messenger RNA. RefSeq lists its product as uncharacterized. NCBI's taxonomy places the organism in Eukaryota, Fungi, Ascomycota, Dothideomycetes, Venturiales, Sympoventuriaceae. Bases 662 to 1927 code for a protein of 421 amino acids. The transcript has a single exon. The record is from RefSeq and is a predicted model, not a curated record.